GGCGGCGGCGGCGGCGGCGGAUCCUUCCCCUCCUUCCGGUCGUCAAUGUCCUCGCCGCCAAUCCUCCAGUCGGAUCUGGGUGGCUUCCUGUCCGGCGGGCGCCCCGGGGGUGUUGGUGGCUUCGGCGCCGGCGCUGAGGACUGCGCCUCUGUGGCUGGCAGUGUUGCCUCCUCCUCGUCGACCACGGCCGAAGACACGUACAUUCAGAAUCUCUUCGCCACCCUGGACCCGGAGGGCACCGGGGCCAUUUCCCGGCGGACGCUGGAGAGCAUCACCCGCGAGGCCGGGCUCGACCCCGUGCGGUUGACCCCCCUUCGGGAGCAGCUGGAUCAGCUCUGUGACCCGGGCGGUGAUAGCGUGGACUAUGACACCUUCUAUGACCUGAUGACGGCACCGGAGCACGCCGGGUCCAUCCUGCGCAAGACCAUCGGCGGGCAGCUGGUGAUUCCCUCCUUCACGGAGUUCUGCCAGGAGCUGGUGGACAUCUUCGAGUCGGUGCGCAUGAUGAACACCGGCCAGCGGGCCAGCUACAUUCCGGAGCUCAGCCGGGUCCCGUCGCAGCGCUUCGGCAUCGCCGUUUGCACGGUCGACGGCCAGGUCUUCGAGUAUGGCGAUGCCUCGGACACCCGCGGGACCACAUGCAUGCAGGCCACCUGCACGCCGUUUUCCUAUGCACUGGCCUUCGAGGAGGCCGGCCAGGAGAAGAUCCUCAAUCAUGUCGGCCGCGAGCCAAGCGGCGCCGCCUUCAAUGCCUUCAUCCUAAAUGCCGACGGCCUGCCGCACAAUCCGAUGAUCAAUGCCGGGGCCAUUGUCACGGCCACCCUCAUCAAGCCCGGCGAGUUGACCUCCACCCGCAUGCAGCAUGUGAUGGACCGCUUCCAGAAAAUGGCCGGCGGCAUGCCGCUGAGUUUCUCCCAACCCGUGUACCUCUCGGAGUUGGAGACCGCACACCGCAACUUCGCCCUCGGGUAUUUCAUGAAAAGCCAGGGCGCCUACCCGAGCGACAUGAAUGUCGAGGAGGCAUUGGACUUCUACUUCCAGCUUUGCUCGCUCGAGGUGACCUGCGAGCAGCUGGCCAUCAUGACGGCCACCCUGGCCAACCGGGGCGUGUGCCCGCUUUCGGAGGAGGUCUGCUUCUCGCUGGAGGCGGCCAAAUCCACCAUCCAGCUGAUGUACUCGUGUGGCAUGAAUGAGUCUUCCGGCGAGUGGGCCUGCACCAUCGGCCUGCCGGCCAAGUCCGGCGUCUCCGGCUGCAUCAUCCUGUGCAUCCCCAAUGUCCUGGGCUUGGCCAUCUGGUCGCCGAACAUCGACGAGUGCGGCAACUCCGUACGCGGGACCAAGUUCUCGCGCGAGCUGUGUGACCGCUUCUCCCUGAACAUCUUCGACCAGCUGAUCGGCACCACGUCGCACAUUGACCCCACCCUGCCGAUCAACUACGCCGAGGGGGGCCCCAGCGCGCCGAAUGCCUCUCUCGGGCGUUCCGGACGGCAUGGGCUCCAUGGGGCCGGUGUUGGUGGCAUCCAGGGCGGAAGUUUCAUCGGACCCAGCUUCGGCGGCGGCGGCGGCAGCGGCGGCGGUGGGUCGGCGGCUCUCCUGUCGCCGGGGCGCGAGUCGGGCCCGGACAUGGGCACCGCCCCGGCGAUGUCGGCCGGGCGGGUGUCCACCGGGCCCGGCCUAAGUGGCGUGACCAGCACCGCCCACGACCCGUCCCUCUUCACGCCCACCCGAAUGUCCGAGGCGCCACUGUCGCUGAAGAAGCUUCACAGCCGCGAGGCCGCCGGCCCACGCGUGGCCCAGCUCAUCAACAAGCAGCAGCACCAGGAGCUGCAGCACAAGCGCCACCAGCUGGUCUAUCGGAACCAAUGAUGCUGCUGGGCACUGGUGCACCUGGGUGUGUCUGCGUGCAUGUGCGCGCGCGUGUGUGUGUGUCUGCUUGCUUGCUUGCUUGCGGGCGCAUGCGUGCCUUUGUCCCCCUCCCCCAGCUUGUGCCCGUAUCAUUUGCCCCUUACUGCUGCGGGGGCGGGGGGAGAGGGAAAUACACUUGCGAUAGAUGCG
Fonticula alba is the source of this 2055-nucleotide messenger RNA. RefSeq lists its product as hypothetical. The coding region runs from base 46 to 1866 and encodes 606 amino acids. The transcript is spliced from 4 exons. NCBI's taxonomy places the organism in Eukaryota, Rotosphaerida, Fonticulaceae. Gene Ontology annotation, biological process: L-glutamine catabolic process. Gene Ontology annotation, molecular function: glutaminase activity. The record is from RefSeq and is a predicted model, not a curated record.